This is a messenger RNA of Phytophthora infestans T30-4, 1449 nucleotides long. Its product is annotated as carboxypeptidase, putative. The record is from RefSeq and is a predicted model, not a curated record. The transcript has a single exon. Gene Ontology annotation, molecular function: metallocarboxypeptidase activity; zinc ion binding. The coding region runs from base 1 to 1449 and encodes 482 amino acids. Gene Ontology annotation, biological process: proteolysis. Lineage: Eukaryota; Oomycota; Peronosporomycetes; Peronosporales; Peronosporaceae.
AUGCAGCUCUGGAAGGUAUUAUACGCCGCUUUGGCGCUGAGUCUGCCUCUCGUGGUAGAAUGCGCCCCAUCCAGUCACCACCAUCACCAUCAUUCAUCGAGACAUCGCUACAGUAUCGAAGGCACCAAAGCCGCCAUGGACGCAGCGCUGCAGAACCGUCAUCCGCGUCUGGAUAUCCGCAGUAUCAAGGCGAUACAAAGCUCGAAUGAGCCUGUGACUGCAGACACCAGAGUGCGAGCAGAUGUCGUGGGCUCCGACAAGGACGUGGAGGCUUUUGCCGCUUCGGGGGAACUGCAUUCGACCACCGAAAUUCAUCAUGGCAAGUAUAUCCACGGUAAAAUCUCCACCACUUCGGCGCCUAUGAAGGUUCACAAACAUAAAAAGUACAAUGAAGAGGCGGUAGUGACGAAGGACAGAGGUGAGGUGGCUGCAUGUGUGAGACGCACAGAGGGAUAUUUGGACGAGUUGACGCGGAACGGAGCGAACGACAGCGCUGUGUACUCGGAAAGUCCGUUCUUCGAGUGUUUCCGCCCGUCGCACGAGGUCUUUGACUUCUUGGACACACUGACGGAGCAGAAUCCGCAGUUUAUCACUAAGUACGAGAACGUUUCGGUCACAUAUGAGGGUCGAGCGAUCCCGGCUUUCAAGAUUUCGACCUCGGAAGAUGCUUCCAAGAGAACUUUAUACACGCAAGCUUUGAUCCAUGCGCGUGAGUGGCAAGCGGGCGCUGCUACGUUCUACACGAUGGCGUCGAUGAUCGAUGAUCUACGAGCUGGCAACCAGGCUGCGACCAGUCUUUUUGAAAAACUCGACUGGUAUUUCGUGCCUAUUGUGAAUAUUGACGGAUACCAGUACACGUGGGAGGCUGAUCGAAUGUGGCGCACGAAUCGCCGCUUGACCGAGUUAAACGGCGAAACUGUGGGCGUGGAUCUGAACCGCAACUGGCCACCUGAAGAGUAUUUCAACCUUGAUCCGAGCGAGGUGGACAGCGAGACGUAUCCUGGUGAAUACCCACUUAGUGAGCCAUCUACAGCGGGUUUGUUCGACUUUAUCACGAGUUUGGACUCGCUGAGUGGCAUUUUGGACAUGCACACGUUCGGUGGCCAAGUGUUACGUCCAUUCAGUAACCAGCCAGGCAGUGGGGCUGAGCCUUUUGGCUCGAGAAUGGGAGCGUUGGGAGAUAGUGUACGCAGGGCGCUAUCCACUCAACCUGCUGUGCAGUAUCAGAGCGAGACGGGGGCCUAUCUGUACAAAGCUUACGGAUGCUUUGAUGACGGGAUGUUCCUCCAGUAUAACCUCACAGUGCCGGCCUUGACUAUUGAAGUUGAAGGAAGCGACUUUGUGUCGCCGCAGAGCACUAUUCGACCUGUGGGCAAGAACAUUUAUUUGGGUCUGCGUCAGUUUGCUCAUGAAGCUUUAGAGUACAGCAAGUUUGUUGAACAGGCGUAA